Nothobranchius furzeri (turquoise killifish) is the source of this 1746-nucleotide messenger RNA. RefSeq names its product troponin T, slow skeletal muscle. Gene Ontology annotation, molecular function: tropomyosin binding; troponin T binding. Gene Ontology annotation, biological process: sarcomere organization; regulation of muscle contraction; slow-twitch skeletal muscle fiber contraction. Lineage: Eukaryota; Metazoa; Chordata; Actinopteri; Cyprinodontiformes; Nothobranchiidae. Gene Ontology annotation, cellular component: troponin complex. The record is from RefSeq and is a predicted model, not a curated record.
UGUCUGAACUCACUAAACACUAGCUACAACACAUCUUUUAUGUGGGCGUUUUUACUUCCUGAUUCAUAAUUAUCAAGGUAAUCACAAAUUAUAUUUGUGUUUAAAUGUUAUGUGAACAACUGAAACCAGAAUCAUUCAUUUGUAAAGUAAACCUCAAACUGAAACGGUUUAAAUCACGACACCCAGAGGUUCUGAUGAUUGUUCUAUUGUCUCUCUUUUAAGGGAUUUCAAAUGAAAAUGACAUUUUAAAACAUCCCGAAGGACUUUCUAAGCAUGACCCGGUGGUCAACUAUGAGAAGAAAGUUCUAAAACUUAAUGUGACUCGUUACCUCCACCAUCACCUCGGUCCCCUGGGUAUAAAGCAUCCCUCGUGAGCAUCCUGGUACCAGACACCCAUAGGACGCCCUCGUGUUAUAGCACCAGCUGUCGUGUCUUAAUUCAGCAGUGAGGUCAGUUCCAAAGCCUCCCCUCAUUAUCUGUCCUCCCCGAGUUCAGCUCAUGACUCCCAAAGCCACUGAUCCACAUCCAAUCCCUGUCCAUCUUCUCUAAACCACGGCCUGCACACACACACACACACACUAUUGAUCUAACUUUGGGAGGACAAACAUUAGUCAGACUAACUUUACGUCUUAAUUAACUCUAGCUCUGCUAAAAGCCUCAACAUCACAGAUGAUUUGACCAGAUCUGUGUGCAGCAAAACAGCUAACAGCCUAGUUAAAGCGUCUUCGCUCUCUGGCCGCUGCUCUUCCUCAUUGUCGGUGAACAUCAUCAGCAGUCCAGUGUCACCAUGUCUUUUACAGAUCAACAUGGAGAGCAUCGUGAAGAUGACGAUGAGGAGCAGAGUGAAGGAGAACGCCCCAAAUACAGGCCGAUGGUCACUCAGCUCGCUCCACCAAAAAUCCCAGAGGGGGAGAGGGUGGAUUUUGAUGACAUCCACAGGAAAAGAAUGGAGAAGGAUCUCCUGGAGCUUCAGACGCUGAUCGAUGUCCACUUUGAGCAGAGGAAGAAAGAGGAAGAGGAGCUGAUCGGACUCAAAGAGAGAAUUGAGAGAAGGCGAGCAGAGAGAGCUGAGCAGCAGCGUGUGAGGGCUGAGAAAGAGCGGGACAGACAGACACGCAUUGCAGAGGAGAGACAGAGAAAAGAGGAAGAAGAAGCCAAGAAGAGGGCAGAAGAUGAGGCCAAGAAGAAGAAGGUUCUCUCCAACAUGGGGGCUCAUUUUGGAGGAUUUCUAGCAAAGGCAGAACAAAGACGAGGCAAAAGGCAAACGGCGAGGGAGAUCAAAAAGAAAACUCUGGGAGAACGAAGAAAACCCCUGGGGAUUGAGAACCUGAGGGAGGACAGCCUGAGGUCAGUGAAGGUCUCACAAAAGGUUGAUGUGUUCAGGGAGUGUCAUUUAAACGUGAUGUUUUCCAGAGAGAAAGCCAAAGAAAUGUGGGAGUGGAUCUACCAACUAGAGUCUGAGAAGUUUGACCUGACCGAGAAGAUGAAGAAGCAGAAAUAUGAGAUUAACGUUCUUCUCAACAGAAUCCAACAUGCGCAAAAAUUCAAAAAGGUCCACGGCAAAGGGAAGGUGGGAGGACGCUGGAAGUGACGAUGUUUCUCAAGCUGCAGCAGUUUUGUGACAUUCAGCUGUUUUAUUUUGUUGUUUGCUUGAUUUCUGAGUUACAUUUGGAUCUGAAGCUUUUAAAGUGCAUGCAAAAAUAAAAGAACAUUUACACUGGUGUUAUUAAAAUGCAAUCAGAUUUA